Messenger RNA from Drepanopeziza brunnea f. sp. 'multigermtubi' MB_m1, 1023 nucleotides. RefSeq lists its product as uncharacterized. NCBI's taxonomy places the organism in Eukaryota, Fungi, Ascomycota, Leotiomycetes, Helotiales, Drepanopezizaceae. Gene Ontology annotation, molecular function: ATP binding; ATP hydrolysis activity. Gene Ontology annotation, biological process: post-translational protein targeting to endoplasmic reticulum membrane. The record is from RefSeq and is a predicted model, not a curated record. Gene Ontology annotation, cellular component: GET complex.
AUGUCCACUGCCAUCAUAAACACCGACGACGACCAACUUGAGCCGACCCUUCAGUCAAUCCUCGACCAAAAGACGCUGCGCUGGAUCUUCGUCGGAGGCAAAGGUGGAGUAGGGAAGACGACAACUUCCUGCUCUCUCGCCAUCCAACUGGCCAAAGUCCGCAGAUCUGUCCUCCUCAUCUCAACUGACCCCGCGCAUAACUUGUCCGAUGCCUUCUCGCAGAAGUUUGGCAAGGAGGCGCGCCUCAUCGAUGGCUUCACGAACCUGAGCGCUAUGGAAAUCGAUCCGAACGGCAGCAUCCAAGAGCUGAUGGGUCAGGCAGAGGAGGGAGAGGGUCCCGCGGCUGGCAUGGGCGGCAUGAUGCAGGAUUUGGCCUUCGCUAUACCCGGUAUUGAUGAGGCUAUGUCCUUCGCAGAAGUCCUCAAGCAGGUCAAGUCCCUCUCCUACGAGACUAUCAUCUUCGAUACUGCGCCUACAGGCCACACCCUCCGCUUCCUCCAGUUCCCCACCGUCCUCGAGAAAGCACUCGCCAAGAUCUCCCAGCUCUCCUCACAGUUUGGCCCUAUGUUGAACGGUCUCCUCGGCGCCAACGGCUCCCUACCCAACGGCGCGAACUUACCCGAAAUGAUGGAGAAGCUAGAAGGUCUCCGCGAAACCAUUAGCGAGGUGAAUACGCAGUUCAAGGACGAAAAUCUAACAACUUUCGUCUGCGUUUGUAUACCCGAGUUCUUGUCCCUCUAUGAGACCGAGCGCAUGAUCCAGGAGUUGGCUAGUUAUGGGAUUGAUACGCACUGCAUUGUAGUCAACCAGCUGCUGUUUCCCAAGAGCACGAGCGAGUGCGAGCAGUGCAAUGCGCGGAGGAAAAUGCAGAAGAAGUACUUGGAGCAGAUCGAGGAGCUGUACGAUGAGUUUAACGUGGUCAAGAUGCCACUGCUGGUCGAGGAAGUAAGAGGCAAGGAGAGGUUGGAGAGAUUCAGCGAGAUGCUGAUUCAACCAUAUGUACCGCCGGCGGGGGGUCUGUAG